CUUUCAGCCAGCUCUAAUACCAAAUUCAUGUGGAGUCAAUAUGUGCAAUUCAGUGUGUGUGUGUGUGUGUGUGUGUGUGUGAUGUCCCAUGUCCCCACCCAGUUUUAGGUCUUCCAUACCCCUCCUUCUGUUGUACCCUCUCCUCCCCCUUUCUCUUGUCUGUAUAAAGAGGGGGUGAAGCUACAUUGUCUCGACUGGACAUUUCCACUCAUCAGGUCAUCGAUCUAGCCAGCCUAUCCAUCCCUCUGAGGAGAGAGAAGAAAGUGAAUAUCGCUAUCUGAAACUUUGGAAAAGUUGGAGAGCGUGAAAAUUGACUUCAGCUGCGCAUCGACUAUAAAACAGCAUCUUAUACGAGCUCCGAGAAAAAAAAUACUGAGACUGAAAGACACUUAAAAGGAUUUCUACAGUCCGUUAUCUGCAUAUUCGCAGAAUUUGCCCUCGGAGGUACCGGACACAUCUGAGGAGAGUCGGGUCUGCGCAGCGGACCAAACCUCACACAGCAUCACCAUGAGAUUCUUCCAUCCUCUGUAUCUCCUUCUGCUGCUGCUGACAGUCCUGUUCAUCACCAGCGCCGAGAAACAAGAUUUUCUCAACCUGAGGCGGAAAUAUCGCAGACACAACUGUCCAAAGAAGCGUUGUCUACCUCUUCACUCCAGAGUACCAUUCCCUUGAGGUUUCAUAACUCUAGAGGAACCUCUAUGCAACUAUCCUUAUGGUGCUUCGUCAAGCAUUAGGAAAACCAAAGACCAGCAAUAGAUGGAAAAAGUUUCAUAUCAGACUCCCUGAGGACUGUUCAUUCGCCUAUAUAUUGUACCAAAGCCAUGUUAGUCACUUCUGUAUAGAGGGAGUGUAUUGUUUUAUGAAUGUUAGUGAUCAUGGGGAGAUCCACUGCAACCUGCUGAAAACUCAUCGCUCAAUCAGUUUGAGUUUGUCAGAAUCAUUGUAAAUAGUAAGAACUGAAUGAAAUGUUUAUAUGUAAGUUAUGCACUUCAAAUGUUUUAUUAUUAUCCUGAUUAAAUAAAAAGUGUAUUGUC
Megalobrama amblycephala (Wuchang bream) is the source of this 1034-nucleotide messenger RNA. It is a transcript of the gene apela, whose product is annotated as apelin receptor early endogenous ligand. The record is from RefSeq and is a predicted model, not a curated record. The coding region runs from base 508 to 672 and encodes 54 amino acids. Gene Ontology annotation, biological process: heart development; apelin receptor signaling pathway. Lineage: Eukaryota; Metazoa; Chordata; Actinopteri; Cypriniformes; Xenocyprididae. Gene Ontology annotation, molecular function: apelin receptor binding. The transcript is spliced from 3 exons.